This is a messenger RNA of Arachis duranensis, 3386 nucleotides long. Its product is annotated as seed linoleate 9S-lipoxygenase-2-like. The record is from RefSeq and is a predicted model, not a curated record. Gene Ontology annotation, biological process: lipid oxidation. NCBI's taxonomy places the organism in Eukaryota, Viridiplantae, Streptophyta, Magnoliopsida, Fabales, Fabaceae. Gene Ontology annotation, molecular function: oxidoreductase activity, acting on single donors with incorporation of molecular oxygen, incorporation of two atoms of oxygen; metal ion binding; protein binding.
UGUUUGAGCUCAAGUAUUAACCAAUGUCUUUGUAGAUGAUUGAUGUAGGUUCUGAUGGAUGGCUAUACCUCUUAUAUAUUGCUUCCUAAGUGCCUAGUAGCAGCACUCGGGAAUUUUUUGUUUGCAUGUAUAUGCUCUAUAUCUUGUGUCGGCAGUUUGGUUUCUGUUCAUCUUCUUGCUAUUUCAUGAUAUUUGGUUGUUUCUGUUCAUCCUCUUGCUAGUUCAUGAUAUUUGGUUCUUAUUCUAUCAGUUUGAAUUCCAAAAAUUUGUGUAUAAAGGAAAGUCCGUUUCCCAUUUUCUCGGAUUAUCCUGAACCUUAGACCCAAGUUAGUUUGCUAGUUUUGUUUUAGCAGGUUCGUGCAUAAACUUGGGGAAGUGUUUUCUUUUUUCUUUGAUAUUAUGGUAUAUAUGGUCAUGUUUCCUUGUAGCUUAGAAAGUAAUCACAACGUUGGUUGAUUAUUAACAAAUGUUAUGCAAAGACACAAGAAGAAGAAGGUGAAAAAUGUAUUGUGUAUAUUUUUCAUUGCUAUUCUUAAAUUCUUGUCAUAUAUAUAUAUAAAGGAAUUUUACCUACAGCUAGUCGUAUCUAUUAAAUCUUCCAAAAUGCAAGAAUUCUUAAUAGAAUGAUAUUUACACUAUGAGUCACUAAUUCUAGAAGAAUGUAAAAUAACGUUGACACCUUUACUGAUGUUGCUGCCACCGCCAACAUCGGAGGCCUCAUUGGCACCGGCAUCAACGUCAUUGGCUCCACCGUUGACACCCUCACCGCCUUCUUAGGCCGCAGUGUCUCCCUCCAGCUCAUCAGUUCUACUCAAUCCGAUGAGAAUGGCAACGGAAAAGUUGUAAAGGAUACAUUUCUGGAAGGUAUUAUUGCGUCGUUACCAACCUUAGGAGCUGGAGAAUCUGCAUUCAGCAUUCAUUUUGAAUGGGACGAUAGCAUGGGAAUCCCUGGUGCAUUUUACAUCAAGAACUAUAUGCAAGUUGAGUUUUUCCUCAAGACCUUAACUCUUGAAGAUGUUCCAAACCAAGGAACCAUCCAUUUUGUUUGCAACUCUUGGGUUUACAACUCUAAACUCUACAAAUCCCCACGCAUUUUCUUCUCCAACAAGCCAUAUCUUCCAAGUGAAACACCAGCUCCACUUGUUAAGUACAGAGAAGAAGACCUGAAAAAUUUAAGAGGUGAUGGAAAAGGAGAGCGUCAGGAGCAUGAAAGAAUUUAUGAUUAUGAUGUCUACAAUGAUUUGGGGAAUCCGGAUCGGAACGAAAACCAUGCUUGCCCCAUUCUUGGAGGUUCUACCACUUUCCCUUACCCUCGCAGGGGAAGAACUGGUAGAUAUCCUGCAAGAAAUGAUCCUAACAGCGAGAAACCAGGGGAUGUUUAUGUUCCUAGAGAUGAAAACUUUGGACACUUGAAAUCUUCGGACUUUCUUGCAAAUUCAAUAAAGUUUUUGACUCGGUAUGUGCUGCCAGCUUUUGAAUCUGUGUUUGAUAUGAAUUUGACCCCAAAUGAGUUUGAUAGCUUCCAAGAUGUUCGUGAUCUCUAUGAAGGCGGAAUUAGGCUACCUACGGAAGUAAUUAGCACAAUUAGCCCCUUACCUGUCAUCAAAGAACUCUUCCGUACCAAUGGCGAACAAGUCCUCAAGUUUCCACCACCUCACAUCAUUCAAGUGAAUAAAUCUGCAUGGAUGACUGAUGAAGAAUUCGCAAGAGAAAUGAUUGCUGGUGUAAAUCCUUGCAUGAUUCGUAGUCUUCAAGAGUUUCCUCCGAAAAGAAAUUUGGAUCCCACAAUUUAUGGUGAUCAAAACAGUAAGAUAACUGCAGAAGUUCUUGAUCUUGAAGGGUGCUCACUAGAAGAGGCAAUUAAUGGUCGGAGACUAUUUAUAUUAGAUUACCAUGAUGUGUUGGCAUAUGCCACUAGGACUAUCCUUUUUCUGAAAGAGGAUGGAACACUGAAGCCAGUGGCCAUUGAAUUAAGCUUGCCACAUCCUGAUGGAGAUGAAUCAGGUGCUACCAGUAAAGUUAUCUUACCUGCAAAGGAUGGUGUUGAAAGCACAAUUUGGCUACUAGCCAAAGCUUAUGUCAUAGUAAAUGACUCAUGCUACCAUCAACUCAUGAGCCAUUGGUUGAAUACUCAUGCAGUUAUUGAGCCAUUUGUGAUAGCAACAAACAGACAGCUAAGUGUGAUUCACCCAAUUUAUAAACUUUUCUUCCGUGACACUAUGAACAUCAAUGCACUUGCUAGGCAGAAUCUGAUUAAUUCUGAUGGCAUAAUAGAAAGAACCUUCUUGCCCUCCAAGUUUUCUCUGGAGAUGUCUUCAGCUGUUUAUAAGAACUGGGUUUUCACUGAUCAAGCACUACCUGCUGAUCUCAUCAAGAGAGGAAUGGCAGUGGAGGAUUCAUCUUCUCCUUAUGGAAUUCGUCUUGUAAUAGAGGACUACCCUUAUGCUGUUGAUGGACUAGAGAUAUGGUUUGCCAUUAAGGAAUGGGUUCAAGAUUAUGUCUCAUUGUACUAUCCAACAGACAAUGAUCUCAAAAUAGAUCCUGAACUCCAAAAUUGGUGGAAAGAAGCUGUUGAGGUAGGUCAUGGUGAUUUGAAAGAUAAGCCAUGGUGGCCAAAGAUGCAGACAGUUGAAGAGUUAGUUGAAUCAUGCACAACCAUAAUAUGGACUGCGUCGGCGCUCCAUGCAGCCGUUAAUUUUGGACAGUAUCCAUAUGGAGGGCUUAUACUGAACCGUCCAACACUUAGCAGAAGAUUGCUUCCUGAACAAGGCACUGCAGAGUAUGAAGAGAUGGUGAAGAGUCACCAAAAGGCUUAUCUGAGAACAAUUACACCGAAAUUAGAGACUCUUAUUGACCUUACAACCAUAGAAAUCUUAUCAAAACAUGCUUCUGAUGAGGUGUAUCUUGGAGAGAUGGAUAAUCCACAUUGGACAUUUGAUUCAAGAGCAUUACAAGCAUUUCAGAAAUUUGGGAACAAACUGAGUGAGAUUGAGGAGAAGCUAACAGAGAAGAACAAAGAUGGGAGACUGAGUAAUAGAAUUGGGCCAGUUGAAUUGCCAUACACGCUUCAUCCUACUAGCAAUGAAGGGUUGACUUUUAGAGGAGUUCCAAACAGCAUCUCUAUCUAAAUGCAGGGAACAAUAUAAUGAAUUAAUAAUGUGUGGUUUCUUAGCUUUUUCAAGUCUUAUAUAUCAUGUGUAUUUGUAAUGUGCUACAUUAUAUUUGAAUAAUGUGCUUCUGGUUUUCACUUUUCAAAUAAUAGCAAGAGAUGACAGUUGUGUGUGAGGAAAAUUCUGUCUUGUUUAUGAGUUACGACUUUCAUCUGAGAAACUCCUACUAUAUGAAUAUGAAAUCUAAAUGUGAUGAUACAUAUUUUUUGCUGCUAA